Messenger RNA from Panicum virgatum (switchgrass), 2779 nucleotides. Its product is annotated as probable serine/threonine-protein kinase PBL23. The coding region runs from base 1306 to 2553 and encodes 415 amino acids. Gene Ontology annotation, biological process: protein phosphorylation. The record is from RefSeq and is a predicted model, not a curated record. NCBI's taxonomy places the organism in Eukaryota, Viridiplantae, Streptophyta, Magnoliopsida, Poales, Poaceae. Gene Ontology annotation, molecular function: ATP binding; protein kinase activity. The transcript is spliced from 5 exons.
GCCGAGGCCCAUUAACGAUGCAAUUUGCUGGCCUUUGUUCUCUUUCCGUGUCCCCCUCUUCUCCUCCGUCGCCGGAGAAAAGUCAAAUGUCGAGGGCGGCGGCGGCGGCGGCGGCGGCGAGAAAGGUCACCGGGAUCGCUCAGUUGCGCGCUCCACCGGCCUCGACCGGUGGUCUUCUCUACCGCUCGUAUGGAGGCGGCUCCGGCGGAAGCCGAAAGAGGUCGAUGCCUCGGAGGGUCUUGUCGAUCGGGGCCAUCAGCCUGGCUGGGGGCCUCGUGCUCAGCGCCGUCAACGACCUCGCCAUCUUCCAUGGAUGCACAACUAAAGCAAUUGAGAAGGCUGCUGAUAACCAAAAGGUUGUCGAGGCAAUUGGGGUGCCUCUAGUCAGGGGACCGUGGUAUGAAGCAUCUCUUGAGGUCGGCCACCGACGCAGGUCUGUUUCAUGCACAUUCCCUGUAUCUGGGCCACACGGGUCAGGCUUUUUCCAAAUUGAGGCAACUCGUAAUGGAGAGGACGGUCUGCUUUCCUUUCUGCGGCAUCAUGACUGGGAGAUCCUUACCUUGGAGGCUCAUCUGCAUGUACCUUCAGAUGAUGAGCAGCAGAAGACGCUGGUGAAGGUGAAUCUUGAAAGCAAUGGUGGUGGGCAAUGUAGUGAUCCUGAGAGUGGGAGUUAGGUUGCCAUAUUCUCAUAUCAGUUCUUGAUAUGCUUUUCAAGGGUCUGGUCAUUGAUCAAUGAUCAAUCUAUGUGCUUGGUAUGUACUGAAUUUGGUGGUGGGCUGAUAAUGUGUUUUCUGAAGGUGGAUUCAUCCAAGCUAGUAUGUGUAUUAACUGAAUGGCCCAAAGAGAAGAGUAGUUGUCCUUGUUCCAAAAUUAGCAGCAGCUGCUGCAGCAACCUGCAAGCACACAACCAUGCACGCAGCCAUAUGCUAUUUGUGGCCAGCCAUUAGUUAUAUUGGUCCAGUUUUGGCGGCCAGGGUGCUGGCAACAAGACAACUGCAUUAUUCACUUUCUAGGUGACCUGUUAUUGAUUCGUUUGUUGCUGCAGUUUCUUCCGGGGCCAAGCCUCCAUCCAAUUGGAUCAUUGCUGCCUGCGAUCGCCACUCACCUUGCCGGCUGGCGGAGCGCACGGCUCGCCGCUGCAUUGGCAUUGCACCCAGCAUCGGGUGUCGUCGUUCUAGACAAUCCCAUAUCCGAUUGGAUUGGAUUGGACUGAAUGCUUGGGCAAAUUCGAAUCGAAUUUGCUCAAGCAUUCGUCUCGAUUCCCGACCGGUAGCUCACCAGUCGGAACCGGCUGAGGCGACGGCGAUGGGCAUCUUGUGUUGCUUCCAGUCCCACGCUGGUGGCGGGGGUGGCCAUGGUCAGGAUGUUCCUUCCUCGUCGGCGGCUUCUCCGUCCUCUGCCACCUCGUGGAGCGGACACAAGGAUCGUCCUCUUCCCGAGCGCAACAACAGCGUUGAUUACAGCAACCUCGUCGCCCUCGUCAACGAGAUCGUCGGCGACUCAGUGAGCUACCGCCACAAGCGCGUGGCCGAGGAGAUCCUCAAGAUGGGCAAGGCCGGCAAGGUGACGGCGCGCGCCUUCACGUACGCGGAGCUGUUCGAGGCCACCGGCGGGUUCCGGCCGGAGUCGCUGCUGGGCGAGGGCGGCUUCGGCCCCGUGUACCGUGGGCGGCUGCCCCCCAAGUCGACGGGCCCGGAGGUGGCCGUCAAGCAGCUGGACCGCAACGGCAUGCAGGGCACGCGCGAGUUCCUGGUGGAGGCGCUGAUGCUGAGCCUGCUCAAGCACCCGCACCUGGUGACGCUGCUGGGCUUCUGCACCGACGCCGACCACCGCAUGCUGGUCUACGAGUACAUGCCGCUGGGGUCCCUGGAGGACCACCUGCUGGACCUGCCGCCGGGGCGCGCGCCGCUCGAGUGGGCCACGCGCAUGCGCGUCGCGCAGGGCGCCGCGCGGGGGCUCGAGUACCUGCACGACACCGCGCAGCCGCCCGUGAUCUACCGCGACUUCAAGGCCUCCAACAUCCUGCUCGACACCGGCUUCCGCGCGCGCCUCUCCGACUUCGGGCUCGCUAAGGUCGGGCCCUCCGGCGACAAGACCCACGUCUCCACGCGCGUCAUGGGCACCUACGGCUACUGCGCGCCCGAGUACGCUCUCACCGGCAAGCUCACCACCAUGUCCGACGUCUACAGCUUCGGCGUCGUCUUCCUCGAGAUCAUCACCGGCCGCCGCGCCAUCGACACCACCAGGCCGCCGGACCAACACAACCUCGUGCUCUGGGCGGGGCCGCGCUUCAAGAACAAGCGACGGUUCGCCGAGAUGGCCGACCCGAUGCUCCAGGGGGACUACCCCACCAAGGGCCUCCACCAGGCGCUCGCCAUCGCUGCCAUGUGCCUCCAGGAGGACGCCACCAUGCGCCCCGCCAUCAGCGACGUCGUCACCGCGCUCGAGUACCUCACGGUCGCAGGCGGAGGCGGAGGAGGCACCGAUAUCGAUGACGAGCAGGGUCCGGAUCCCGAUGAGCAGCAGCAAACCGACGACGACGCGCAAGCGUAACUUGUCCGAUGGAAAUUCGAAGGGAAUUCCGAGGCGUGAAUUGCCCAUAAAUGGUCACUGUAUGCAUGCAUAUAUGUGUACGUAAAUUCGUACAUAUAUACUGUGUCGUUGCAUGUGUAUAUCCCAUCGAUCGAUCGAUGAAAGGAGGACUUUCACACGACAAAAUUGUAACGCCUAUUGUUACAUGAGGACAACUGAUGUAUAUUCUUUUCGGACAAAUAUAUGA